This is a messenger RNA of Batrachochytrium dendrobatidis JAM81, 1104 nucleotides long. RefSeq lists its product as uncharacterized. Gene Ontology annotation, biological process: rRNA base methylation; tRNA methylation. Gene Ontology annotation, molecular function: iron-sulfur cluster binding; RNA methyltransferase activity. The transcript is spliced from 4 exons. The annotation marks the transcript as partial. The record is from RefSeq and is a predicted model, not a curated record. Lineage: Eukaryota; Fungi; Chytridiomycota; Chytridiomycetes; Rhizophydiales.
AAACCCAUGCUGGAUGAAGGCAUGUUGAAAGAAGCAUUUAAUCUCCAUAACAUAUCUCCCAAACAUGCACAAAAACUCUGGCGGUAUUUUAUUCAGCGAAAUGCCAAGUCGUUUACUGAUGUACCUGAACUACCCAAACAGGCUUUGCAAAUCCUCGAGUCAGACUUUACUCCAAUGACUUCUAAAGUUAUUUCCAGAACGGAUAAUGCCGAUGGGUCUACUACAAAACUAUUGGUGGAGUUGCAAGACGGACAGCGGAUCGAGUCUGUGAUUAUGCGAUAUGAAAAAAUGACCAAGGAUAUGGAUGGGAAUAUCAAAUAUCGAUCAAAUAAGAGAGCGACUCUCUGUGUAUCCUCUCAAGUCGGAUGCGCCAUGGGAUGUACUUUUUGUGCAACUGGAACUAUGGGGCUUUUAGCCAAUCUGUCUGCUGGGGAGAUUCUCGAGCAACUUGUGCAUGCCAACCAGGUCGAGCACAUCCGAAAUGUAGUGUUUAUGGGAAUGGGAGAACCGCUUGACAACUAUCCGGCAGUUCUGAUGGCAGUGAAUGGUAUGAUUGAUACUUCUAGAUUUGGACUUUCUCCAUCUCGGAUAUCUGUAUCUACUGUUGGUGUUGUCCCAAGAAUGCGAUCAUUGGUUCGUGAUAUGCCUGAUAUAGGUCUUGCGCUUUCUCUUCAUGCACCCACUCAAGAGUUGCGAACUCAGAUUGUUCCCACAGCUAAAGCCUGGAAUAUUGAGCGUAUCAUGGAAGCUGCUGACGUAUUCAUUGCCCAACAAAACGCCAAUGUCAAAUCGCACAAUCGUCGUAAACAUGUUCUUAUCGAGUAUGUUUUGAUUGCAGAUAUCAACGAUUCAGAAGUGGUUGCACAUCAACUUGGAAAGCUUUUGGAAGGUCGGGAUGUAUUGUUAAACGUAAUUCCUUACAACCCGACGUCUGUUCCAUAUGAUUAUAAGCCUCCAUUGCAGGAAACAAUGAAGGUAUUUGUUGACAUUGUGCGGAGAGUGUACAAUGUACAUACGCUAUUGCGUCAGGAACUAGGACAAGAUAUUUCUAGUGCGUGUGGGCAGCUUGUGAUUGAGAAUUCUCUUGGAUUGAAAAAAGGACCA